This is a messenger RNA of Chinchilla lanigera (long-tailed chinchilla), 3181 nucleotides long. RefSeq names its product leucine rich repeat containing 30 (gene Lrrc30). The transcript has a single exon. Lineage: Eukaryota; Metazoa; Chordata; Mammalia; Rodentia; Chinchillidae. Gene Ontology annotation, molecular function: protein binding. The coding region runs from base 1709 to 2614 and encodes 301 amino acids. The record is from RefSeq and is a predicted model, not a curated record.
CUCUGUCUCAAAAGACAAAGACCAAAAAAAAAAAAAGAAAAGAAAACAGUUUCCAAGGUCUCCACCUUUGUGAGGGUCCUGGGGCUGACCUGGUCCAUAGGGUCAGAUCUUUCAAGGGGCAGUGGGGAUAGGAGGUGUGUCCUGCAGCCUUAGAGUGGUUGCUCCUGGCCUCUUAGACUGGCUGCUCUUCCUGCCCCAACAGUGGGAUGAAUGCUCCUGUGGGGCCCUGUGCUGUCCCUCAGCAGGGCCCAGAUGGAGGCCCAGGGCACUGCACAGGCCCACAAGGUCAUGGUCCCCGCCCAGCAGGGCUUUUGCCAGCUGCAACUACGGCUUCAGGGCCAAGUCAGCCCUCCCCGAGGCCGCCUGCCAUUUUCCCAGAGCUCUGGCUGUCACUGUGCUGCUGCCCCCUUUCUCUUUAAUUGCCAUCUAUUUUUAGGAGCUUUCACCCCCACACCCAAGCCUGAGCCCUCCCUAGAGACCACAUUCAUUUGCCAGGGUUGCCACAACAAAGUAUCAGACCGGAAGGCUGGACAACAGGAACGAACUUUCCUCUCGGUUGCAGACACGGGUGUCUGCGCUCCGGCGCUGGUUUCUUCUGGGCCUCCCUCCCGACUCGCUGGAGACUGUCUUCUCCUGCAUCUUCACCUGGCCCUGUUGCCAAACACUGUCACUUUCGAGGCUGUGUCUGUCAGGGUUUCAACAAGUGAAACUUAGGGGGAUGCAGCUCCUCCCACAAGGCCACCAUUAACUCUGCAUUCUCAGGGUGGAAGGAGGUUCUUUGAAAAAGAAACAGAGGAGUGCAUGUGGCUGAGGAAGCCGUGGAGAGUGUCCUUCUGAGACAACAGGUGCCCCGUGCUGACCUUACUAAGGUGGACUCUGGUGACUGUUCAAGCAUUUAAAGUCACCCUGGAAAACUUGGGAGCCCACUGCAAAUCAGAGGAGCCAGAGCGCCUCCGGUUGGCACUGGACGCAGGGCCCUGACCCACUUCACUUCCUGGUCAGUAGUCACCCCUGACAGGUGCAGUGCAAAAUCUGCUUCCUGGAGGUCCCAGAUGUCCAGGCUGCGUGUAGUACUUUGCCACAGAUGCACGGUUCAUUGUCAUUAGCAACCAGGGCGAAGGCCACCUAAGGCUCUGUAGCUGCAGACAGCUGACUCUGACUGGCACACAGCGGGCCCCACUCCCAAGUGUCUGGAAUGAGAUCCACAGGCUGUUGCAUUUCUCCACUGUGCUUCUUUUUAGAGAUGGGCUUGCUAAUCACCCUGCUCAACUGUGACACCCAAGAAAAGCUGAGCGGGUAAAGUUAUAUGCAGCCACCCUGUGACCUGUGUGUACAUAGCAGGUCAGUAAAACUCGGGCAGAAUGACAGUGACAGCUGCCUUGUGGCAUUCAGAGGGAACUGAGCAGCUAGUUCUGUUUGGGAGCCUUGGGGACCCGUAUAUCAUUACAGCCCAGCUGUGCAGAGAGAAGCCAUAUAACCCACACUCGGGGUGUGGAUAGCCAGCCUGAGCUGCAUGGGGUCCCCUCAGUGACAGCUCGAGGCCUGGCAGAGCCUUUGCUACCUGCCUUCUCCACACUGUGACCUCCUGGCCACAGCUCUACUCUCCCCUCUGCUGUCCCUUGCUGCAACAGCUGGCUUUAGCAUCUGGGGCAGGACAAGAUCCCAACCUUGAAGGAGACCGAGAAGAGCGACUGGACAGGGAGACGCGAUGGGGGCUGGGAAGUCCAGGGCCAGUGCCAAGGACAAGGACCCCAAGAGGAUGCUGCUGGUGAAGAGGAGGCAAAAAUUUUCCUCCUGGGAUGACACCCUGCUCUCAGGCAAGGACCCCCGAUCCCUGCUGAAGCGGGGCAUGCGCCAUGUCAGCUUCAACUUGGUCACCAAGGGGAUGACAGACAUCCCUGACUUUCUGUGGGGCUUGUCAGAGGUCCAGAAACUCAAUCUGUCCCACAACCAGCUGCGGGUUCUACCUCCCGAGGUGGGGAGACUGACUCGGAUCGUGGUCCUGAACCUGUGCGGGAACCGGCUCAAGAGUCUGCCCCGGGAAAUCAGCCGCCUGCAGAGCCUCAAGGUGUUGUUUGCCAACAUGAACUGCCUGGCUGAGGUACCCGCCGAGCUCAGCCUGUGCAGAAGCCUGGAGGUGUUGAGUCUGUCUCACAACCGCCUGUCCCAGCUUCCCGCCAGCCUUGCCGACCUCUGCAGACUCCGGAAGCUGAACCUCAGCAACAACGGCUUCGUGCACAUCCCCAUCUGCGUGUUCUCCUUGAAGCAGCUGGAUUUCCUGCACGUGGGCUCCAACCGCCUAGAGAACAUCGCCGAGAGCAUCCAGUGCCUAGCCAGCCUGCAGAUCUUCAUCGCAGAGAACAACAACAUCCACUCCUUCCCCAGGUCGCUGUGCCUCGUCACGAGCCUGGAACUGCUGAAUCUGAACAACAAUGACAUCCAGACCCUGCCAGAAGAGCUCUACCUCCUGUGCAGACUGGGGAGGAUUGCGUGGAAUCCCAUGGACAAAGGGCUCCACAUUUCCCAUAACCCCCUCUCCAAGCCCCUGCCCGAGCUGGUGGAGGGUGGCCUGGAGAUGCUCUUCAGCUACCUGAAGGACAAAAAGCACAACUGAUGUGGACACAGAAGGUUUGGACAGGAGGUGGCUCACACGGACCUGGGGCUGGGGUUCCCUGCAGUCUAGGCUCAUCCUUGCGCUCUCAGCGUGAGUCAGUGUUUUGUUUCUGUUGGCUAAGUCGUUGUUGAGGAUCUGCCUGUGGGAGGCGUCUGUUUGUGGGAGGUGUCUGCUUUUAACGCUGUAUGUUCUCAGUGACCCCUAGGAUAGCAUGUUCAUCUCAUUCUAAUCAGAUACUGAGGCAGGCUUUUUGUUUUUGUCGAGGAGAGCAUUUCAGGUGGUUUUACCCUUGAAUCAGAGGCAACCUACAGACCAGUGGCAACAGCAGGACAAGUUCCUGGGCCACCACUACGGAGGAACCUUGGGACCAGAGGCCAGGAUGGAGCUGGGCUCCAGGUUGCCAAAGACCAAAACAGGCAGAGUUUUUUCUUGGGGUUUUGGGGGGAAACCAUAGGAGUUUUUCCUUUAGAAAUGUCCACAGGGCAAGGAUCAGGCUGCUCAUGUGUAAGCCUGGUGGUAUCAGGAGUGGCAUGAUGGUCUUCAGAUAAUAAAGACAAAUUGACUUCA